CGAAACGUUUAUCUGUACACUAUAUCAUAGUUUGUUGUGUUUGUGUUGGGUUUAACGCCGUUUUUUCAACAGUAUUUCAGUCAUGUAACGGCGAGAAGUAAACUUAAUCAGUGUUGUUCCUGGAUUCUGUACCAGUACAUUCCUGUUCUCCUCAAGUAACUGCCAACUUUCCCGCAUGAAUCAGAGGUGGAGAAUGAAUGAUGUCAGCCACAAUGUCGUUUAUUAAAUCGUCACGGAGAACACACAACCCGACCGAGGAUCGAACUCAGGACCCCGCCAUCCGUAGAUCAACGCUCUACCUACUGAGCUGAGCAGGCAGGUUUAUAGUAUAGGCAUUUAUCUACAAAAUCUUUUCUUGACAUAUGUGUGAUUUCAGUUCAGUGAAAGAUUAUUGGGUGAAAUACAGAAAAAUGAAACUGGCAGUGACGACGUAAAGAACCCAGGUCUGCUGCUUUUAGGACCAAUUAAGGCAGGAAAAUCAACAUUUAUUAACUCAAUUUGUAGCAUCGGCAAAGGAAGGCUUGUAAAUAAAGCGUACACUGGGGCUGCAGCGACGAGUUUCACUACUUCAUUUAAAAAGUUUAAAGGAGCAGGCUUUCUUAGGAACUUUCGUCUUUGCGACACGAUGGGCGUAGAAGAUGGCGAAAAUGAAGGUUUUCAUGUCAGUGACGUAGUGAACCUAAUUCUAGGGCAUGUCAAGGAUACUUACACAUUCAACCCACGUCAGCCGUUGACCCCUGAAGAUCCAGCCUAUAACCCAUACCCACAGGCAAGAGAAAAGACACAUUGUGUAAUAUUUGUAAUUGAUGCCGUGGUUCUAAGUUCAGGAUCAAUAUCAAAUAAUUUGAAGGGAAAAAUCAAAUGUUUGCAGGACGAAAUUAAAUUGCGCAAUAUACCCAGAGUGCUUAUUCUUACCAAAGUGGAUCUCCUAUGUGAAAAGGUUGCUGGGGAUAUUCGAAAUACUUUUAGGAGCACAAAAGUGCAAAAGGCAGUAAAAAAGGCAGCAGAAAUUUUCGCUAUUCCAGAAUCGAACAUCCAUCCUGUAAAGAACUACGAGGGAGAAAUCGAUAUUGAUCCGAUCAUAAAUAUUCCAUUACUGCUCGCUCUGCGCCAGAUGAUCCAUUUUGCAUCUGAUUUCAUAGAAGCUGACGAUGAAGACUCUGACUGAAUAGGUUGAUUAGUGUGUUUUUAUUCUUUAUUAAAGAAUGUAAUCAGGCAUAACAUGUGACAGUUUACAAUACUUUCGAAUCUUUCGGAAGAUGAAAUUUAUAUGUUUUAUAAUGUCAAAAAAAUGUAAUAAUGUUGCAUGGUAGGACGUAAUGAAAUAAAAAAAAAUAACAAUGCAA
Mercenaria mercenaria is the source of this 1346-nucleotide messenger RNA. RefSeq names its product interferon-induced protein 44-like. The transcript is spliced from 4 exons. Lineage: Eukaryota; Metazoa; Mollusca; Bivalvia; Venerida; Veneridae. The record is from RefSeq and is a predicted model, not a curated record. Bases 626 to 1168 code for a protein of 180 amino acids.